Paramecium sonneborni is the source of this 1333-nucleotide messenger RNA. The record is from the annotation of a GenBank genome assembly. NCBI's taxonomy places the organism in Eukaryota, Ciliophora, Oligohymenophorea, Peniculida, Parameciidae.
AAUUAACAGAUAAAUAUUAUGUCGAAAAGACUUUAAGAUCGUGUAAUGUUAAAGAAUUAAAAUGCAAAUUACUUGUUAGAUUAAAAUUAUGUUGAUCGGAAAAAGCAAUUCAAUUAUAAUAUAUAUGAUCGAUAAUCACCAGCAGAGCGUAAAUCUACUGACAGUGGUUUGGGAAGAUAUUACAACUCUUAUUACUAAAGGCCAAUACCAUAGAGAUCACCUGAUGAAUAUAAAGCUUUUACUAAUCACUAAUUAAGUAAAAUACCAUCUUUUUUAAAUUUGGAUAAAGAUGAUAAAUUUAAACGUUUUCCUUAAAAUGAGAUUCAACAACCAAUCAAUUCAUUUUAAUAUUUUCCAAAAUAAUAAUACUCAUCUAUGUAUGAUAGAGAACAAUCAUAAAAAAGGAAAUUUAAUUUGAAUGAUGUUGUUUAAGUAUAGAAAAGACAAUAAAGUCCAACAAUCUUCUCAAAAAAAUAAAGUCUUGUUGAUGUAGAUAGAACAUGGAUGUUUACUAAUUAAUAAUAACAUUCCUUUUUUAGUCCAAAAAAUAAUGAAUAAUAACCAAAAUUAUUAAAGAAUGCUAGUGAUUAUAUAUCAAAUUAUAGACCAUUUACAUCUUUUGAAAUAUAAAAUGAUAAAAACUUAACAAAAAAUCCAUCUUAAAAAUUUUAGCCUUAUCUGAAUAAUAAUAAUAAUAAUUCAAAAUUUGAUAUAGAUAAGUUGAGAAUGGAAUUGGAAUAGUAUAAAAGAAAUAAUAAGAGUAGAGUAGGGGAUGGGAUUUUAAAUAUAAAAAAUAGAGAAGUAAAUAAGGAUUAUUAAAAUACAUAUAUUAGAAGAGACGUUUCACCUAAUUUAAACUUUAACUAUAUUAAACCAAAAGGUACUGAUUUGUAUAAUUAUAGUUGAUGAUUAAAAUAAGGAUGUAAUGUUUAAUUAUAGAUAAUAAAAACAAAGUUCUCCUUAGAAGUAGGUUUAAAGUCUAAAAGCUUCAAGAUCAGAAUUAGGAAAUCCUAACAAGAAAUAACCUUUUUAGUUAAUAAAUGCUAAAAAUGAUUUAUAAGGGAUAGUGUCAGAUAAUUAAAGAUAUUUAUAGGAUCGUAGAAAGACUCCAGAAACUAAUAGAGUGGAAGAGUUAAGAAAAUAGUUGUAUAGUACUUACAAACCAUCAAAUAGAGAAUUAUUUUUUGAAUCACUUAAUAAAUCUACACCAUACAAUAAGAGUAAAAAUUGAAUAUAAUAAAUAGUUGCAAAUUAGAGAGAAUAGAAUUAACAAUCAUCAAAUAAUAGAGAGAAAGAUUAAAUAAAAUACAAAUUAGAUAAAAAAUUCAUCUGA